AUGAACGAACGAAAUUUUCGGGCUGCGAAUGUAUUAUUUUAUAAUAUUCCGGAAUGUACGUCUAGUAAUAUUGAAGAAAGAGUACUUUACGAUAAGGAAGAAAUAUCUAAAAUUAUCAAAGGUACAUCGUCCGAUAACAAAACACCGAUUAAAGUUAUUCGUCUCGGGAAGUCUUAUCAACCCAAUAAACAUCGUCCAAUUAAAGCAAUUUUCUCUUCAGCUGGUGAUGCUUUCGAUAUAUUGAAAAAUAAGAAACAUAUUUUAUCUCGCCUCCCUCCUAAUUCUUCAAAUAUUGGUAUAAGUUCAGAUAGAACUCUAUUUCAACGUGAACAAAUGAAGAAAUUACGGGAUCAAUUAGCCGCACGCCAAUCCAGUGGUGAACAAAAUCUCACAAUCAAAUUUACUAAAGGUACACCGGGUAUUGUUGUUAUUGAUAAAAUUGUAAAAAAUUCUCAAAAUUUUUAA
Macrosiphum euphorbiae (potato aphid) is the source of this 465-nucleotide messenger RNA. NCBI's taxonomy places the organism in Eukaryota, Metazoa, Arthropoda, Insecta, Hemiptera, Aphididae. The record is from the annotation of a GenBank genome assembly.